Messenger RNA from Phlebotomus argentipes, 4160 nucleotides. It is a transcript of the gene Pc, whose product is annotated as polycomb group protein Pc. The transcript has 3 exons. The coding region runs from base 390 to 1340 and encodes 316 amino acids. Lineage: Eukaryota; Metazoa; Arthropoda; Insecta; Diptera; Psychodidae. The record is from RefSeq and is a predicted model, not a curated record.
CAGUAUCUUCGUUCGUCAGACAGAGUCAAGAUUCCACGGACGGAGGCGCGAAUCGCCAAGCUAUUCUCAACAUCAUCUUCCAAGCCCCUUUCACGCGUGAAGAGUCACAAUUUGUGGAGUGUGCAGCUACUCACCCAUUCAGUCCAGUUCGUGCGUUCACACACCUCAUCCCAUCGGAUCGCCGUGAAAUCUUCCCCCGCAAUUGCGACGCAAUUCAUUCGCGGAGAGUGUGAUUUUCCUCUCGGCUGACACGCGUCUUUUGCCCGACUUUCCGGACGCUUUUCCGCGGUGUGCUGGUGCCUGGGUGGGCUUCCUCGGGACGCUGGUGACGGUGUUUUGUGCUGUAUUACGUAAAUUCCCGUGAGAAUCCAGUGUUGAGCGGUGUAAAAAUGGAUAAUGGAAGCGACGAUCGCGUCUAUGCUGCAGAGAAAAUUAUAACAAAAAGAACCAACAAAAAGGGCAAAGUGGAGUAUCGUGUGAAGUGGAAAGGAUGGAGUCAACGACACAAUACGUGGGAGCCGGAGGAGAAUAUCCUCGACACGCGUCUCAUUGACAUCUACGAGGAGUCGCUGCAGAAGGGGUCAUCGACGCCCGGGAAGCGUGGGAAGAAGAAGGAGAGGGCGGUGGAGCGCGGCCUGGAGUCUGAGGAUGAGGAGACAGAUGCACAGACAGUGGUGGACGAGCCCGUGAAGGAGAAGCACAAAGACAAAUCAUACAGAGACACAGUGUCCAGCAGUACGGGCAAGGCCAUCCUGGCGGACCUGGUGGACACAAACUCCAGCAGUAGCGAGGAUCAGCCGCUGAGGGAGCACUUGGCGGGUACAAAGCGCAAAGCGGAGGUGUUAUCGAAGGAGUCCGGGAAGAUCGGUGUCACCAUUAAGACCUCCUCGGAGGGUCCACCAGCCAAAGUAGCCCACGUCACCACGGAGGCGCCCGCCCUCAAGCCCCUGACAGUCUCUGUGCCCAGUCGGACGGAGCCCAGCGCUCCUCUAUCGCCCGAGACUCCGGCCUCGCGGCCGGAAUCUGACACACCAGCCGCAGACGUGAAGCCCGACGCGCCGGAAGCGCCGGCCGAGGAGCCCAAGAAGAGCGACGAGGGCAAGAAGCAGCAGCAGCAGCAGCCGAAGGCGAACAAUAACAACACCAUCAAGAAAGUACAUGAAAUCCCACUGUCACCGAAAACCGCCUCACCGAAGCUCUGGCUGCCCAAAUCGCGGGUCACGGACCAGGUCUUCAUCACGGACGUCACGGUGAACCUCGAGACUGUGACCAUUCGCGAGUGCAAGACGGAGCGGGGAUUCUUCCGGGAGAGAGAUCUCAAGAGUGAUGUGACAAAUUAAGGCGCGUCAGGAUUACGCGCACUUGAUUUGGAGCCUCAAGUUGAUUUUCCCCCUUUUUUGCUUAAUUCUACACUUUGCGAAGAAAGAUCGCAACUCUCUUUUAUCUUUUAAUUUAAAAGGUAUAUAUAUUUUUCCUUUGUCUCUUGUGCGAUGAUGGAUGAGAAAAUUAAUAUGAUUUUCUUCUGAUUGUUACAUUAUAUUGUUGUUAGAUGAGGCUAAAAAAAAACACACACUAAUAAGUGCGAGAAGGAGAGAAAGAGGAAAAGCGCAUCCACACACUUUUCUGUGGUUCUUUUGAGUGGCAGAGAAAACAAAUUUGAGACAGAGAAGAGAGAGAGAAAGAGAAAACGGAAGCAAGAAAGAUGAUAAAUGCCUCAAUUCUAGUGAUAUGAAUUUUAAAACUAUUUUUGUGUACAUGUAAAUAAAUUCAAUGAGAUGUGUGAGACCACGGAGGAUCAAGUGAGGAAGCGAUAAGCGGAGCAGGAAGUGGAAUAAGUGAGAGAAAGAGCGACUGAAAAGCCCAGAUUUUAGCUUUUUUGAUGAUUUUUUGCGGUGGAGACAAGAUGAGGAUCUUUAUGUUUAUAUUUUCUUGUGUUUUGACGAAGAAGUAGAAAAAGGACACCUGAAAACAAGCGAAGAAGAGGCCCGGAAGGAUGUGUGAGAUUUGGACAGUCCUUGCAAUCAGAGGAAAGAAAAUCUCACAAUGGCGCGCGUGGACACAAAUUAAGCGAGAGGAUCGAAAAACAAGGCAGAAAAAUACACACAAGAGGAAGAGAGAAUUAAAGUAUUUAAGAGUUUAUCAAACUAAAAACAUAUAUAUUGAAAUAAAAAAAAUAUAUAUUUAUAGUUAUCACUAAUAGAAAUUAUUAGAUGUUAAACAUUUUAGCAUGGACAAAAAUCUUAUUUAUUAUGAUGGUAUUUACUUGUGUAACUCUUGUCUCACGGCCUGAAGACGGGAAGAGGCAUGUUAUUGCAAAUACUGUGUGUCCCCCCUUUCGCGCCCUCGCCUCCCAAAUCACUUUUAUUGUAUAGCCAUAACCCGGUGAACACCCUUAUUUACAUCCCUUCCCCCCUAUUGUAGCUCUCGAUUAAGGUAAAAAUCUAGAAAUUUAGCAAGAAAACAUUAGAAAAUACGAAAAGUCAUGGCAAAAAUAUCUCCAAUAGAUUAUAUCAAGAAAAAAAAAGAAAAAUUUUUAUACACACACAUUUCGUCACAAAUUAACCCAGUGAGAGAAAAAAGCGUAGAAAACUCCUCGAAAAAGCCCUCUAAAAAAAAUGGUAUAAAAGUCUUAAUAUUCUUCAAAGAUAAUUGCAGUCCUUCCUGUAAUAAUGGAAAAAAAACACACACCAACAAAAAACCAACUCUCUUAAAACCCUAUGUAAUGUUUGUAAUCUAUAAAAUGAACAUACUACUAUAUAUUUCAUAUGUAAAAUGAUGAGAAAGGAAGAAAAAACUAGGACUUAAACUAUGAGAAAAGAUUAGGGACAUAUUACAAAGAUAUUCUAAAAUACCCUUUCCUUGGUUUUAUUCUCAAUUUCUAAGAAGCAUGAAGAGAGAGAGAGAGAGAGAGAGAAAAAGCGUCUAUCAAGUAUUUGAUGAAUGGAAAUAAUCAAGUAACAAAAAACUAAUACUUUUUAAAUCCCAUGAUUAGAGCAAAGCAAAUAGAAAAGAAAAUAUCUUAAAACUCUUUAAAGGAAAAAAAAACACCCAGUAGGCUUGCUUCAUAUAAAUUCUCUUGCAUUUUAUCCUUUAUUUAUUUGAAGAAGAACAACAACAAAAAAAGGAAUAUGAAGGAAAAUUAAAGGAAUACCUUAAUGUAUUAUUAAACUUAAUAUAUUCUAUUUUAUUGAAUAAUAAUAAUAUUUGAGAGAAGAAUGCACAUUUAAGUAUUAUAUAAUGUUUUAUUAUUAUUUUUUGUGUAAUUUUAGGAAGAAAACUGCACCAAAUUUGAAUCAAAAAUUCUAUUACUUUUGUUUAUUAAAUUAACAAACCUUGAUUUUUUUUGUAUAAUCAACUUAUAUUAAUUAUUUUAAACUCACCUUAACACAGGGUAAAGAAGGAAAUUCUUUUAAACAAAAAUUCUUUUGAAAUAAUAAAUUAUUUGUGUGUGCGUGCUUCGUGUGUGUGCAUAAGUUUUUUUUUAUAAGGGAUAAUGAAGAGAAAGAGAGAGAGAGAAAGAGAGGGAAAAAAUCAAGAAAGCUAUCCUUUUUCCUACAAUUGUAUCUCAAUUAUUUCAUUUAUCUAAUUUUUAUAAUUUUAUUUUAUUUACUAUUGAUUUAAAAAAGAAAUGAUUUAAUCAAGUAAUAUUUUAAACGUUUAUCUUAUUUAUUAAUUUUGUCAUAUUAUACACACAAAAAAACAAACUCAAAGUCAAUGAAAGAAAAAAAAAACAACUAAUUUAUUGGUAUACCAAAAAGCAUGAUAAAAUGUAAAAUUUUGGUUGAAAUUCUUUGUAAUGUUAGUGAAGGAGAAGAAGAAGAAAAACAAAUUGGAAAUGCUGUAAAAAAAAAUGUGAAAUUUCUCACAAGUUUUGCUUUUAUUCUCAAUAUUAUUGAAAACUUUAUAUUUUCUCCUCCCGAGCGCAAAAAACUCUCUCCAGAGAGAGAGAGAGAUUCUUGAGCAAAGAGAUCAUAACGACAAAAGAAAGGAAGAAAGAAAUAGAAAAGGGAAGACAGUGAAAGAGAAAUAAGAAAAUGAUCUUGAGAAAAUGCAAUACUGUUUUGCAAACAAAAGCAUAAACUAAUCGCUUAAUAAUUCUGUAAAUAUUUGUAUCAAUCAUAGAGGAGGUACAAAAAACCAAUAAAAUACUUAAAACAUAA